ACUAAUAAGCAGAAGUGGGGAAAUGCAACUUGCUGAGCUGCCCUGGGCCAGGGAGCUAAUCCCAGCCAUCGAAAGGUGGCCAGAGGUUAUAUGUCCAAGUAACAUUAUGCAACAACCUGGAUGAACAGUGAAUGCAGGCAAAAUGCAGAAAUGUGAACACCUUUGUGAUAUGUUACUCCAAAACUGAGAAAAGCAAUAACUAAGGCUCAAUUUGAUAUCCUCCCCUCUACUUCUGUUGGAUUGAAGAUCUCAGAAUGUUCCCUAUGUGAAUCGAACUUGCCGAUGCAGAAUCUGGUCUGGAAGUAGAAUCAGUAGGCUGUGUACUUCUGCAUUGCCCCUCCUAUAGGGAUUUAUGUUUUGAAUUAAUUCCACCUAUUUGAAAUAACAAACUCCUGGAAAAAUCUAGCUUGCUGGACAGUUUCACAGAGAAGCUGCAAGCCGAGACUUUGGAUGACUGGAGGCGACUUCCACUCAGACCCACCCAGGAAGCUGCAGACCCUGUGAUGGGUGCAGUCUUGGACUCCGCCACACCGCUGGUGAGCCUGAAGAGAAGUCACGAGGGGCACAUGGUGCAGCUGCAGACCAUCAAUGGGGAGCUGGCCUACCGGAUGAUUGAGCAGAGCGCUCUUCUCAAGGCGAGAGAGGCUACGUUGGAGGAGCAGAGGGGCAGGUUGGCCUCGCUGAGGGGAGACCUCUCUGUGGCGAAGGCCGAGUGGGGUCAGCUGAAGAAACAGGCGGAGGAGCUCAGCCACAAGAACGCCACCUUGAAGGAGGCUUACGAGACCCUGGGCAAGCAGCAUCUGCAGAAAGAGGGGGAGUUCCGCCAGGCCGAAGAAAAAAACCGGCUGCUGGUCACGAGGCUGGUCCGGAGGAAAGCCGAGGCUGCGGAGGACAGGAACCGGAAGAAUGACAGAAUUAAUAAAGACAAGCUGUUGACGACACUGGAGCUUGCAACCAAGAGGAUGAUCGAAGUAGAGCCAGAACCAGAAGAAGCGAAGGUGGAUGUGAAAGAGAUGCCCAGCCGAGAUGUCCCUGAACUGGAGAACGGUGCGCGGCUGUGCAAAAGGCCCUUUCGAUCCGCCUCUGCUACCUCCAUGUCCCUCACCAGAUAUAUGGAUGUUUUCAAGGGUUUCUUUGAUUUCAGGAUGAAACGUGGCAACUCGUUUAGCACCGCGUCAGAGCACCAGUACUGCUACAUCCCCACUUGUGUGGCUGCUUGCCUUCCUUCCACAGUGAGUGACGAGCAGGAAGCCCAUCUCUCUGAAGUCAACGCCAUCAAGUUCAGCCCAAACUCAGGCAUGCUGGCCACAGGUGGGACAGACAGGCUGAUCAGGCUCUGGAAUGUGGUUGGAGGCCGCCUGGAGAACAUGCAGACGUUGGAAGGCGCCAACGGCGGCAUCACUAGCAUUGAGUUUGACCCAUCGGGAUGCCACGUUUUGGCUGCUACCUACAACAACGCUGCUCAGCUGUGGAAGAUUGGAGACUGCAAAUCCAAGGAGAUCCUCACGGGACACACGGACAAAGUGACGGCUGCCAAGUUCAGGUCCACUCGGCACCAGGCUGUGACGGGCAGCCGGGACAGGACAAUAAAGGAAUGGGACUUGGGCAAAGGGGCAUGUUCCAGAACCAUCAACGUCUUAUCCUACUGCAACGACGUUGUGUGUUGUGACACCAUCAUUGUCAGUGGACACCAUGACAAGACAAUCCGUUUCUGGGAUAGCAGAGGGCCCCACUGCACACAGGUGAUCCCCGUUGAAGGCACGGUGACGUCCCUGAACAUCAGUCCCGAUCAGAUGCAUCUCCUGAGCUGCUCUCGGGACAACGCACUCAAGGUUAUUGACCUCCGAAUGCACAAUAUCCGGCAGGUGUUCAGGGCCGAUGGAUUCCUGUGUGGCUCUGAUUGGACCAAGGCCGUGUUCAGCCCUGAUAAGAGCUAUGCCUUGGCUGGUUCUGCAGACGGCACCCUCUACCUCUGGAACAUGGAGACAGGCAAGCUGGAGACCAGCUUGCCCGGAGUGCAUCGGUCCUCUGUGAAUGCUGUGGAUUGGGGCCCCUCCGGCAUGUACAUUGGGAGCGUGGACCGUUGCAGGAAGGUGGUCCUGUGGAGAUAGCGCUUGGCCAGCGGCCAGGCAAAGGACCAUACGAUACGACGAAUAUUUAUCUGCCGCUUUUCAACAAAAGUCCUCAAAGCAGUUUACCGAGAUAGAAAUAAGUGAAAUGGGCCCCUGUCCCCAAAGGGCUCACAAUCGAAACAAGAAACACAAGCCGUCUCACCAAGACCAUGGCUCAAGCCCUCCUGCGCUCCUUGCUCAGAGGGGACACAGCUCUGCAAGACCACCAGUUUGUGCCUUUGCCUCCUGCUCCCAGGACUCGGGAGGACAGGGCUCAGGAAUGUGGCCUGCUGCUGGAGGCAGGGAACAGCAUCUUCCUUGCACACAGUGGAUUUUCUUCUUCUAACGGCUGGGCACUUUCCAGGCUAGCCACUCAACAGCAGCAAAAUGCUUCCAUUCAGGCUAAUUGCACUGGAAACGUAAACAGCCGGGGGAGCCGUCUCGCGGAAACUAUCAACCCCCAAAAGACAGCAACUUUCUUACGCCAGAUACAUGACGUCAUACCACUAUAUCGCAGAGAUUGAAUUUGAAACAAGGCAUUGGAAAUGUGAAUGGAACCUGCUGUCUGCGUACGGACUGCAAUGUCGCAACACAGGAGGUAUGGAAGCACGCCUCCGAGAUGCGACAUGACCCCGUUGCAGGGUCUCAUCUGGAAAGUACCCUGGUGGUGCUGGGAAAGAUCAGGGCUUCCUGAUGCAGGCACUUUCUGGACUGGCAUGUGGGGAUUUGGGUACCAGGGUAGAAGCCCUGGGCGGCAGAAGAGCAUUCUCUGCGUUGACCUUCAAGGAAUCUCUCAGCAGCUUAGAUGGACUGCUGCCAAUAGCUCCGAUUGCUCUACAAAAGAAUUAGACCAAUUCAAGGUUGAUAGGCGUAUUAAUGGCUUAAUAGAACCUCCAUCUACAGAAGCAGUAUAUCUCUGGACACUAGACAAGUAGGCAGAGUCCUUCACAAAGUCCACAGCGUGGACUGAAUAGGGAUUUGGUCUGAUUAGGGAUGCUGUAUUUGCUUACUGCACUGAUUAGGGGGUGGACUAGAAGACCUCCAAGGUUCCUUCCAGCUCAAAAAUGCUAUGAUCCACCAAAGAAGUUGUUCUGCUCAGCCAGUUGAUUGCCUGAGAGCCAUUUCUAAACUUCCUGCACAGGUCAGCCCCAAUCUUGUAUGAUUGGCAAUUCUCCACAUAGAAACUGCAGAGAACAAUUUGUUGUGGGGUGGCUAACAAAUAAAGUUUACUAUUAUUGAUA
Hemicordylus capensis (graceful crag lizard) is the source of this 3352-nucleotide messenger RNA. RefSeq names its product autophagy related 16 like 2 (gene ATG16L2). Gene Ontology annotation, cellular component: autophagosome membrane. Gene Ontology annotation, molecular function: protein binding. Gene Ontology annotation, biological process: negative stranded viral RNA replication; autophagosome assembly. The record is from RefSeq and is a predicted model, not a curated record. The coding region runs from base 504 to 2111 and encodes 535 amino acids. NCBI's taxonomy places the organism in Eukaryota, Metazoa, Chordata, Lepidosauria, Squamata, Cordylidae. The transcript has 18 exons.